GCAUCCUACCAAGUGCCCUAGGACACUGAUUUGGGACGCGACAACAGGAGUGUGUGUGUAGGACUCGGAGCCGGACUGUUACAGCGAUUAUAACUCCACUAUAACCUGUGAUAACAUCUGCUCCACCCCACUGAGCCCUCUGUGUGUGUGUGUGUGUGUGUGUGUGUGUCAGUAGAGAUGUGGACUCUCACCCCUCAGGAUGUUUUCUCUCUCAUUCUCAUGUCUUUAAAAGUCUAAACACUUUUCCUCAGUCCAACUUUGGGUUCUAUCGUGUGUGUGUGUGUGUGUGUGUGUGUGUGUGAUGAUGACGUCAGCCCGUUCCCCUGUGGUUAGUGAUGAGGGCUCAGAGCUGGUGUGUGUGUUGGUGUAUGUGGUGUGUGUGUUGGCGUGUGGGUUUGGGGCCCUUGGCACACUGAGAAUGACAGGAAGAGGCGGAACACACUCAGACGCCCGUCUCUCCUCUCUCAGUUGUCUCUCUGCAGGUGUGUUUUUAGCCUCCUGUCUGUUGGACGUUGUUCCAAAUUUCCUGACAGAGAUGAGAGAGACGUUCAGGGAGCUCGGAGUGACGCUGCGGUUCCCUGUGCCGGAGUUCAUCAUGGCAGUGGGUUUUCUCUUCCUGCUGGUGGUGGAGCAGCUGAUCCUGACUCUGAGGGACGAGUGCGAGCGACAGCUCAGACAGAAGGAAGGACGAAUAGAGAAGGAACAUAUGCUCUUGUGCUCACCCACGUCCCGGCCGCGUCCCGAUCUCUCGCUGUCCCCCAUUCGCUCGUCCGUGCUGCUCCUGUCACUCUGCCUGUUCUCCGUCUUCCAGGGUCUGACGGAGGACGAGGCGCGACUGCGUCCCGACCUUCUGCUGCGUCCCGCGCUCCUCGCCUGCGGCCUGGUCUUCCUGCUCGCUCAGAGUCACAUGAGACGCUCUGCCGUGUCCAUCUGCCUGACGCUGCUGUCCUUGGCGUUCCCGCUCGGCCUCGCCUUGCGUCACACACACGCGCACACACACCUUCGUUUGGCUCGCGCCAUGCUGCAGGGCCUGAGUGUCGGGAGCUUCACCUACAUCGUCUUCAUGGACGUGAUACCGCGAGUGACGAGCGCUAAUGAGCAGCGCAUCGCUAAAGUCACGCUGAUCCUCACAGGGUUCAGUCUGCUCACCGCCGCGCUGCUCCUCAAGACAUGAACAUGCACACGGUUACACACACACACACACACACACACUUAUAAUUCUAAUAAUACAAUAUCUGCACUACAUAAUACCAAGCUAACAAAGUGUUUCUUGUUCACGGCGAAGUGUUACCAUGACAACUGGUUCUGUUCCAAAUCACCGUCAGUAGUGUGCAGUAACGGGACACAGUGAGUGUGUGCACUACACACUUGGGGAUGUGUGGUCUGGGGUUUAAACGUGAACACACACUACACAUUCUGCGCCUUGUUAAUGCACACGAGUCACAUGGAGCCGAGAGGAGGCGCACGUGUAGAACUUUAUGAUGUAAUACAUGUUGUAUCUGUAAAAAGUCCCAAUAAACCUGAUGAUAUUUUAUCAUCA
Molecule: messenger RNA, 1540 nt
Organism: Clarias gariepinus (North African catfish)
Lineage: Eukaryota; Metazoa; Chordata; Actinopteri; Siluriformes; Clariidae
Product: zinc transporter ZIP1-like
Exons: 4
Coding region: 302-1174 (290 amino acids)
Biological process (GO): zinc ion transmembrane transport
Cellular component (GO): plasma membrane
Molecular function (GO): zinc ion transmembrane transporter activity
Source: RefSeq, a predicted model, not a curated record